AUGUCGAACCUAGCAAAACUUGAGAUUGUGGCCCUUGAUAUUACCGGGAAAAACUAUUUGUCAUGGGCGUUAGAUGCUGAAAUACACCUAGAUGGUAAAGGGCUUGGUGACACAAUAAAAGAAGGAAAUAAAGCAACAUGUCAAGAUAAAGCUAAAGCUAUGAUAUUUCUUCGCCAUCACCUCCAUGAGGGACUAAAAAAUGAGUAUCUGACAGUUAAAGACCCACAAAUCCUUUGGAGCAAUCUAAAGGAAAGGUAUGACCACCAGAAAACUGUGAUAUUGCCAAAGGCUCGUUAUGAUUGGUUGCAUUUAAGAUUACAAGAUUUUAAAUCUGUGAGUGAAUAUAACUCAUCCAUGUUUAAAAUUACUUCUCAACUGAAAUUAUGUGGAGAGAAAAUUACUGAUGCAGAUAUACACAGUAUCGAGAAAAGGGUUUUAAGAAAUAUUCUGAAUUGA
Spinacia oleracea (spinach) is the source of this 456-nucleotide messenger RNA. RefSeq lists its product as uncharacterized. The coding region runs from base 1 to 456 and encodes 151 amino acids. The record is from RefSeq and is a predicted model, not a curated record. The transcript has 2 exons. NCBI's taxonomy places the organism in Eukaryota, Viridiplantae, Streptophyta, Magnoliopsida, Caryophyllales, Amaranthaceae.